AGGCAGUUUACGAAAAUGAACGAAAUUCAAAGGAAGUACCACGACGACCCUUUAGAAGUUGUUCGAAAAGAUGGAUUGAUUUUAAUAAGAGAAAUGGCUUCGGAGGUUAAAAACAUGAUGGACUUUAAAAUGAGCGCCGUAAAGCGAAUAAUGGAUUCAGCAGAACAAGCGGCCUUAUCUUCCCUCGACCAAUCAGACAACGCACAAGCGAUCAGAUCGCGCCCAAAACGAGCCACAAACGAUGUUUCAUAUAUCAGCACCAGCACCAGCACCAGUAGCAAAGUCCAAAGUAAAUAUCGAAAGGAGCAGGAUCAUCGGACGAGGAGGAAGCGAUCGAACGACGAGGACGGCCUGGACGACGACUAUUAUGAAUCAGAAAGCAGUCCAGCUACCAGCCAGUGGCAAUUUUCAGAACAUUUUGAUAAUAUGAAAAUAAACGUCACGAAGAGCGAAAUUUUGAUGGCAAAUGACGUUGCACGUGACGAUCCGGCUGUUCAAACAGCAAUAAGGUGGUCGAGUCAUCUAGAGCCCCUUUUUGCGAGCAACUACGAAACCGACCCUGCACUUUCUUGGCAAUAUCUAGGCACUUCUGCAGGAGCCCUAAGGAGGUAUCCUGCUUCCGAAAGAAGUUCCACGAUGGAUGGAAAAGGGGAAUCAGGGAUAAAGGAUUAUCGAUCUACCAGGUGGUAUAUUGAUGCAGCAACGUCUCCAAAAGACGUGGUCAUUUUAUUGGAUGUCACUUCGCAUAAAGUGACGCAAGGGACUUCGUCCGGUGCAACUGUCACCGCCAUUUUAGACUCUCUUGGCGAUGAUGAUUUUGUGAACGUUUUUGCUUAUUCUGGGGACAUCAGGCCGGUAGCCACGUGUUUAGGAGGAGGUCUAGUAUCUGCUCAUGCAGAUAACAAAAGGGUCAUCCUGAAUGCCUUAAACGGACCAAAAGAUCAAUGGUCAGAUUUGACGAGCAAAAAUGUCAACUUGACAAAAGCUUUGGAUUUUGGCUUCGACAUACUGUACAGGUACAAUCGAACAGGAGCAGGUUGCCAAUGCAACCAAGCGAUAACUUUGGUAUCAUCUGAUGUACAAGUGGCCCCUCGACAUGUGUUCCAGAAACAUAAUUGGCCACACAUGCCAGUACGUGUUUUUGCUUACGAUGUUGGCAAAGAUAAAACUACGAGGGCUGAAAUGCAUUGGAUGGCCUGCAGCAAUAAAGGUUUUUAUGCCAGAAUUUCAACACCAGAAGAAGCUCCUUCUAAAGUGUUGGAUUUUAUAUCAGUAAUGGCCAGGCCGAUGGUUAUGUAUCAGAAUGAUCAUCCUAUACAGUGGUCCCCAGUUUUUGUCGCUGGACAGAACGAAGAUGGUUCUCAUAGAUUGAUGACAUCUGUGAGUACACCAGUAUUCGACAGGAGAAAUCACACUGUAAGAGUGGCCAAUUUGUUAGGAGUGGCUGGUACUGAUGUACCAGUGGAUCAAAUAAAGAAACUAGCACCAGAAUAUAAGUUGGGUGUGAACGGUUAUUCAUUUAUUGUCAAUAAUAAUGGACACGUGUUGUACCAUCCUGGACUCAAUCCACUGUAUUUGGAAACUCUGAAACCAACUUACACAUCGGUUGAUUUGACCGAAGUGGAGUUACCUGAAAGUGAGAACAGUCCUCGAGAGAACCACAGUGCUCUUUUAGAUCUUCGAAGAGAUAUGAUAGAGCAGAAAGAAGGCGAGACUGAAUUUGGUGUCAAAACGGUUUACGAUUCUGGUAGACGAGUUGCUACCAGAAGACAUAAAUAUUUUUAUGAAAGAGUCGAUGGGACUCCUUUUUCUUUGGGAGUGGCCCUUCCUGAGGGAUACGGGAUGUAUGAGUUGAGGGCCGAGCUGGAGAUCAGGCACAGCUCGAUUAAUGUAACCGAAUACUUCAAAGGAAACAACUGGCGCAUACAUCCUGAUUGGGUUUAUUGCGAAUACGCAUCCUCGGCUCCUGCCUUCAGCGAAUUCUCAAACAACCAGCCAGGACAAGAUUCGGAUUUAAAUCCUGGUCUGUUGGGCCCUCCAGAAAAACGGCUCUUACACUUUUUGUCCAGGGCCGGACGUCCUGGUUGGAAAUGGAUGAGCGUUAGACCGAGAGCUAGGGAGGAACCCAGAGCUGCGAAAACGGAUAAGGACGGAUAUUUCUGUGAUAAGAGUUUGGUCCAGAGCCUGGUUCGAGAUGCGAUGGUGACAGAUGGCUUAGACAGGCGCUCUAUGGGGUCCAGACAGAGUUCUCAUAAAGAAGACAAACAGUGA
This is a messenger RNA of Ctenocephalides felis (cat flea), 2271 nucleotides long. RefSeq names its product voltage-dependent calcium channel subunit alpha-2/delta-3-like. NCBI's taxonomy places the organism in Eukaryota, Metazoa, Arthropoda, Insecta, Siphonaptera, Pulicidae. The record is from RefSeq and is a predicted model, not a curated record. The coding region runs from base 16 to 2271 and encodes 751 amino acids. Gene Ontology annotation, molecular function: voltage-gated calcium channel activity. Gene Ontology annotation, cellular component: voltage-gated calcium channel complex. The transcript has 17 exons.